GCCGCCGCCGCUGCUCCCGCUCCGCGCACAAUGGCGACUCCCAGCCCCAGCGGCGGCUCCGGGGGGAGCGGGAGCGGGCCCGGCCCGGGCGCCGCCGGCAGCAGCAGCAGCAGCAGCAUGCAGGGUAAACGCAAAGCGCUGAAGUUAAAUUUUGCAAAUCCACCUUUCAAGUCCACAGCAAGAUUUACUCUAAAUACUUCUGGAGUUCCUUUCCAAAAUCCACACAUAGAGAGACUGAGAACACACAGCAUUGAAUCAUCAGGAAAAUUGAAGAUUUCCCCUGAGCAACAUUGGGAUUUUACAGCAGAGGACUUGAAAGACCUUGGAGAAAUUGGACGAGGCGCUUAUGGUUCUGUCAACAAAAUGGUCCACAAACCAAGUGGGCAAAUUAUGGCAGUUAAAAGAAUUCGGUCGACAGUGGAUGAGAAGGAGCAGAAGCAGCUUCUGAUGGACCUUGAUGUGGUGAUGAGAAGCAGUGACUGCCCUUACAUUGUUCAGUUUUAUGGCGCACUCUUCAGAGAGGGUGACUGUUGGAUCUGUAUGGAGCUCAUGUCUACCUCGUUUGAUAAGUUUUACAAAUAUGUAUAUAGUGUAUUAGAUGAUGUUAUUCCAGAAGAAAUUUUAGGCAAAAUCACUUUAGCUACUGUGAAAGCACUAAACCACUUAAAAGAAAACUUGAAAAUCAUUCACAGAGACAUCAAACCUUCCAAUAUUCUUCUGGACAGAAAUGGGAAUAUUAAACUCUGUGACUUUGGCAUUAGCGGACAGCUCGUGGACUCCAUUGCCAAAACGCGGGAUGCGGGAUGCCGGCCGUACAUGGCGCCGGAGCGGAUAGAUCCCAGCGCCUCGCGGCAAGGCUACGACGUGCGCUCCGACGUCUGGAGCUUGGGCAUCACACUGUACGAGCUGGCCACGGGGCGAUUCCCCUACCCCAAGUGGAACAGUGUGUUUGACCAGUUGACACAAGUAGUGAAAGGAGACCCACCACAGCUGAGUAACUCAGAGGAAAGGGAGUUUUCCCCAAGCUUCAUCAACUUCGUCAACUUGUGCCUUACAAAGGACGAGUCCAAAAGGCCAAAGUACAAAGAGCUUCUGAAACAUCCCUUCAUCCUGAUGUAUGAGGAACGCACAGUGGAUGUUGCAUGCUAUGUUUGUAAAAUCCUGGAUCAAAUGCCAGCAACUCCCAGCUCUCCAAUGUACGUGGAUUGAUACUGCUGCUACAUCAAACUCUAGAAAAAGGGCUGAGAGAAAACAAGCUGUAAAGAAUUUUCAUCACAUAUUGCAGUGUUUUUAAUGCUCGCCCAGACACCAUGUGCAAUAAUAUUGGUGUUAUUUCCAUCCUGUCUGUAUACUGUUGUCACAUAUAAAGUGCAUCCCUGUAAUACCUGAUCACACAGUGUUAGUGUUGGUCACAGAGAGACCUCAUCUUGCUCUUUUGUGGACAUAUUCAUGAAAUGUGGAAAUAAGUACAUAUAUUUGUUGACUGUGAUUGGAUAGCACCUAAAAUUCAUUUCUAGACUCAAAACUUGGAGACUCCUCAGCAGCUACUGGAAAGAUUUUUCUCUCAAACUCUUCCGAUUGUUGUUUCAAGUAAUAAUAAAAAGCAAACAAACAAAAGUUAGGCGUUGUCUGUCUGAACAUUAAGAGACUUUGCCUGGAGGGAGAAGAACUUGCUUAACCAACGAGAUACUUUGCCUUCUGGAGCUGGAAAGGCAAAGGAGAAUUUUAUUCUUCACAAAGUGCAAUAGAUUUACUGCUAUGAAAUUCUGUUGCUUUACAGUCGCAGUGUACUUUCUGGGGACAGUGUGCUCAGCUGAACUUCCUGUUAAAGAGAGAUCAUGUUAAAUAUAGUGAAUAUGUCUUUACCAAAAAUAUGUUGCGUUGAAAGAGGCUAACAUUAAACUAUUGAGAUGGGACAUAAUGUAUUCUUCCUCCUUUUACCAAGCCAGCCACUCUUCACUCUUAACUAGGUGUCCUGUAAAUUGUUACCUGGUAAGAUAAGACCUUUGACCUGAAGAAUUAUUAAACUACUUGAUUGAAUUUAA
Messenger RNA from Melozone crissalis (California towhee), 2045 nucleotides. It is a transcript of the gene MAP2K4, whose product is annotated as mitogen-activated protein kinase kinase 4. The record is from RefSeq and is a predicted model, not a curated record. Bases 31 to 1209 code for a protein of 392 amino acids. Lineage: Eukaryota; Metazoa; Chordata; Aves; Passeriformes; Passerellidae. The transcript is spliced from 11 exons. Gene Ontology annotation, biological process: protein phosphorylation; MAPK cascade. Gene Ontology annotation, molecular function: JUN kinase kinase activity; ATP binding.